Cricetulus griseus (Chinese hamster) is the source of this 2362-nucleotide messenger RNA. Lineage: Eukaryota; Metazoa; Chordata; Mammalia; Rodentia; Cricetidae. The record is from RefSeq and is a predicted model, not a curated record.
CCCCUGUGAGCCAGGCCGGGAGGGCGGCCCCCGCGGCUGCUGCUAAUCGUCCUUGCCCCGGCGAGCCUUGCAACUUGGGAGCUGCUGCGUGCGGGCCCCGGGUCUCCUAUCCACCCGGCCACGUCCCCCGAUCGCCGGAACUGUGCGGGAUCGUCCGGGGCUUCGGCUCCUGGAGGAGGAGAGGUGACUGCCCCGGGCUGCUGCUGAUCUCCGACCAAGCGGAGCCAGAAUGUCCCCGGAAUCUAAAAAGCUUUUCAACAUCGUUAUCUUAGGAGUUGCCUUUAUGUUUAUGUUCACCGCCUUUCAAACUUGUGGAAAUGUGGCGCAAACUGUCAUCAGGAGCUUAAAUAGCACAGAUUUUCAUGGCAGUGGAUAUACCAGCCUGGCAAUUAUUUACGGCGUGUUCUCUGCUUCCAAUUUGAUUACUCCCUCUGUGGUUGCCAUCAUAGGACCUCAAAUCUCUAUGUUCGUCAGUGGCUUGUUUUAUAGCAUGUACAUUGCCGUUUUUAUCCAGCCUUUCCCAUGGUCCUUCUACACGGCCUCUGUUUUCAUUGGAAUUGCAGCUGCUGUGCUUUGGACAGCACAAGGAAACUGCCUGACCAUAAAUUCCGAUGAGCACACAAUCGGGAGAAACAGUGGGAUUUUCUGGGCACUCUUACAAUCCAGCUUGUUCUUUGGAAAUCUCUACAUAUAUUUUGCCUGGCAAGGGAAAACUCACAUUUCAGAGAACGACCGGAGGACAGUAUUCAUUGCCCUGACAGUGAUAAGCCUCGUGGGGACAGUUCUGUUCUUUCUCAUUCGGAAACCGGACCCUGAGAAUGUCCUUGGGGAAGAGGAGUCUUGCGAUGACCAGGACAUGGAAGCCCCUGAGUCUGCCCAGAACAAAGUGACGAAGGCAGUAGAUGCGUUUAAAAAGUCUCUGAAGUUAUGUGUCACCAAGGAGAUGCUCCUUCUAAGCGUUACGACUGCCUACACAGGUCUGGAGCUCACAUUCUUCUCUGGGGUGUACGGGACCUGUAUUGGGGCCAUAAACAAAUUUGGGACAGAAGAGAAAAGCCUGAUUGGACUCUCUGGAAUUUUCAUCGGCAUUGGAGAAAUUUUAGGUGGAAGCCUCUUCGGCCUGCUGAGCAAGAAUAAUCGCUUCGGGAGAAAUCCAGUGGUUCUUCUAGGUACCCUGGUGCACUUUGUAGCCUUUUACUUGAUCUUUCUCAACAUGCCUGGAGAUGCACCCAUUGCUCCUGUGGAAGGAACUAACAGCAUUUCAUACAUCAGGCCCAGCAAAGAAGUUGCCAUUCUCUGUAGCUUUCUGCUGGGCCUGGGAGACAGCUGCUUCAACACCCAGCUGCUUAGCAUUUUGGGUUUUCUCUACUCGGAAGACAGUGCACCAGCCUUCGCAGUCUUCAAGUUUGUUCAGUCGAUCUGCGCAGCUGUCGCUUUUUUCUACAGCAACUACCUCCUCCUUCACUGGCAGCUCCUGGUCAUGGUGAUAUUUGGGUUCUUUGGAACCAUUUCAUUCUUCACUGUGGAGUGGGACGCUGCUGCCAUUGUGGCCCGAGGCUCUGACUACUGAAGUAUUCGAUGAGGCCCAUGUCUCCGGGAAACACAGCUGGUCAUAUCGCAGAGCUGGUUCAAGCGGCUGCCUGUCGUUACUGUUGAAUGAUGUUGAGUCCGGCAGAGUUGGUGUAAAGUUUACAGAUCCUCACAGUGUAAAGCUGGAGAAUAAGGGAAGCUUGUCGUCAGUUAUAACCCUCAGAGGUGUUUGCCCACCCACUUUCCUCAGCUUCUUACAAUCAUGUCUCCCUCGUCCUCAACCUCGUCCCUCCUCGUGGGAAGAUUCUGCCUUGAACGCCAUGUGUCACUCAGGAUUCUUGCUAGCUAUGGAGUAUGUUUCAUGACUUAGGACCAGGAAGCAGAUGCCACUCCACAUGUGGAUCUGGGAAGGACUUUCAAAUAGUGAAGAUGCUGAGACACAUUGUUUUGAGAUAGGGUCUCACUGUGUAGCCCAGGCUGGCCUUGGACUUGCAGCCCUCCCCCUGCCUCCAGUGUUGGGUUAUAAAGUGUGCCCAACACAGGGUUUAAAGUGCAGCAGUCUGUUUUGAGAUAGGGUCUUGAUGUGCAGCCUUGGCUGGCCCAGACUCUGUACUCCGUACAACGCCCCUGCCUUUGUCUCUGCAAUGCUGGGAUGGUGAGAACACGCCACCACACACACUCGGCAUGAGACUUUAGCUUCUCUUGAAUUGCUUUGUUGAACAAGUCCUCUUACCCCGCCAUUCCUGGCAAGGAGUGGCCAGUUAUGUGUCAUAAAAUGAAGUAAAGACUGUCAUCUGUUGAUUAAUAAAAGCAUAUUUAGAGAAGUAAAGAA